Macrosteles quadrilineatus (aster leafhopper) is the source of this 1487-nucleotide messenger RNA. Its product is annotated as BTB/POZ domain-containing protein 6-like. Lineage: Eukaryota; Metazoa; Arthropoda; Insecta; Hemiptera; Cicadellidae. The record is from RefSeq and is a predicted model, not a curated record. The transcript is spliced from 6 exons. The coding region runs from base 23 to 1360 and encodes 445 amino acids. Gene Ontology annotation, molecular function: protein binding.
UCCGACGACCGACAGGUACAGAAUGGCUGAACAAAACUCACCUGAGCCACCAGAAUUUAUCCAGUUUCUAUUCUCGGAUAAACCAAAGUUUGAUUGUUUUUUCAUUGUCGGAGAAGAGAGUUUGGUCAAACCUGAGAGGAUUGGAGCAGUGAAGCUAAUGUUGAUGGCUCACAGUCCAGUGUUCAGGUUAGAACUGGAGGAUAGUGGUCUGAGAGAGAAGAAUGAUGUUCCCUUAAAAGACAUGUACCCGGACACGUUCAGAAAUGUGCUCAAGUAUAUUUACGGGUAUGAUAUCAUUGGAAGUUUGGAAUUUAAUGAGGCAGACAACAUGUUCUAUGUUGCCGAGAAGUAUAUGAUGCCCAGAAUGAAGAAUAAAUUGGCUAUGAGGUUGAUAACACUUUUGACACCAGAAAACGUCUGCUCACUGUUGAAUAACCCAGCGUGUCGAGAUCAACUUGAGCUCAACUCUCACAUCACUCAGAUCCUGAGAUAUGAGACAGACAAAGUGCUGGCAAGUCCACAGUUCUUGGAGGUCUGUGCAGAAGGAUUCAUCACAAUGUUGGAGCAGGAUGGACUCGCAGUUGCAGAGAUUGAGUUGUGGAGAGCUGCUGUAAAGUGGGCCAAAAACAAAGUUGACAGUGAGGAUGGGCAGGUGUUGAGACAACAGCUUUCUGGAAUCUCAGGACAUUUGAGGAUUUGCACUUUGAAUAAUGAAGAGUUGUGGAAGGAAGUGGCUCCUACAAAAAUACUGAACAAUAACGAACUGGUACUUGUGACUCAAUCUAUUGUAAAUAAGGAAAAGAUGGAUGAAGCUAUCUUGUUCAGCAAUGAGUUGGAACCAAGGAAAAGAUUGCAUAAGGAUAUAAGACUAAGCAAACAAUUGAACUCUCGUGUACAGGAACUCAAACUGACCAACCAUUCAGGAGAAUUGUCUUCUUAUAAAAUUAACUUUAACAUUCUCACCAAAAAGUCUGCUGUAGAGUUGUUGCCAUUGGUUUGUAUGGGACAAAAACGAGAGAGAAUGUAUCCUCCAGGCUGGACAUAUACUGUCGAAGGGACAGUUACAGUAAAAAAGUAUGCAGAGCCAUACCGUACAUCUGCUCCUCUUACUGAGUUCACUUUCCACAAGGAAGUAGAAUAUGGGCAAAAAUUUAAGGUUCCAAUCACUGUUCGUGGGUGCAAUGUGGUUUUAUUACCAUAUAGUAAGUAUCGAAUUACUUUAUGCUUUGAACAAGCUGUUGUACUCUUAAAGUAUGGGGAUGGUCCAAUCCAUGAGAAUGCACAUUUUCUACUUGAAUGCUUGGAUCCUACAAAGUAUUUCUGUUCUCAAAGCCUCUACUAUAAGCUGAAAGAUGAUUAAGGAUCGGCAAUGUUCUCAGUGAUGUACUUAGCUAUUUGUAGUCACUUUCAUGUAUCAAACAUUUCAAUCACCUUUAUUAUUUUAUGAUAAUGUACAAUGCUAUAAUUAAAUGCUUUGAUUUAUCACA